CAUUAUUUUGAUCAAAUCCAUGAUGACAAAAAUCCUUCCAUUUCUCAACUAUACAGCUUUCACUAACGUUUUUGAACUAACAGUUCUUCGGGUGAAAAAUGGACAAAAUGGAAGAGCUACUGCACUUUGUAGUGUAUGAGCAUUCUGCAUGGAAGCAAAUUUUUUCAUUAUCGACAUAAAUAUUUAAAAAGUUGAAUUUUUAAAAAUGUGUGAAAUAGCGAAUUGUGCAAAAGUAGAAUGUGUGAAAAUUGAGGGUCUCCUGUAAUGGAAAUGUUAAAAAAUUUAAAAUUAAUGAAUCAAAUUAUGAAUAUAUGAAAUAUUUUGUUUUUAUAAAUUUUAAUGAUAUUUAAAAUUAUGAAAAAAUAAUAUACAAUUUUAAAAAAUAUUAACUAACUUUUAAAAAUUAAAUUUAUAGGUAUGGCCAUUUCGGCUCAUAAUGAAAUUUUUAUUGCUGAUGGCACUAAUAUCCGAAUGGUGGAUCGUAAUGGAAUUAUUCAUACCAUAGUUGGCGAUCAUUAUCAUAAGAGCCAUUGGAAACCAUUUCCUUGUGGAAAAACUAUAACACUAAGUCAGGUUAAUCUCAGAUGGCCGACUGAACUGGCUAUAAAUCCUUUGGAUGGUACUCUGCAUAUUUUAGAUGAUCAUCUUGUUUUAAAAUUAACUCCAGACAAAAGAUUAAAAGUAAUAGCAGGAAAACCUCUACAAUGUCCUUCUUCUCAUGAAAAAUCUGAUCAAGCUAAUGAUGUCUUUUUAGAAUCACCUCAAAGUAUUGCCUUUGCGCCUAAUGGGGAUCUUUAUAUUGCAGAAAGUGAUUCUCAAUUUGUUAAUAGAGUUCGUGUUAUUGGAAGUGAUGGACGCAUCUCAAAAUUUGCAGGUGCAGAGAUGAAAUGUAGUUGUCUGGAUAUAAAUUGCAAAUGUUUUGAUGAAGAUAAUUUUCUUGCUGCCACUUCAAAAUUGAAUACUAUUUCUUCCAUUACUGUCACACCAGAUGGACUUUUGCAUAUUUGUGAUCAGGGAAAUUUAAGAAUUUGGUCAGUCACAUCUUCUUUACCUAAGCCAAAUGAUUCUCAUGAAUAUGAAAUAUACUCUCCUGAAACCCAAGAAAUAUAUUCUUUUAAUCGUCAUGGCCAACAUACAACAACUAAAAACAUACUAACUGGAAAAAUUGUAUAUACAUUUUCUUAUAAUGUAAAUACUAGUUUUGGAAAGCUUAGUACAGUAACAGAUGCUGCAGGAAAUAAAAUAUAUAUACUCCGAGACUAUAGUAAUCAAGUUAAAACUAUAGAAAAUACUCGAGGAGGAAAAUGUAGGCUUGAAAUGACCAGAAUGAGAAUGUUACAAAGUUUUACAACACCUGAUAAUUUUAAAACUGUUUUUGAAUAUCAUGGUAGUACAGGUCUUUUGCGAAGCAAAAUUGAUAGUUCUGGUAAAUCAUUUCUCUAUGGAUAUGACAAAUAUGGUCGACUUACACAAGCAGUCACUCCAAGUGGUCACACAAUAAAGUUGUCAUAUAAUUUAAGUAUUAAAGGAGCUGCAGUAACUGUUACCAGAAAUGAUAAAACUCCUGUAUCUUUGCUUAUUAAAGGUUCUGAUGUUACAAUAAAUAAAGGUUCUGCAAUAGAAAAAAUUACCAAAGAUCCUGAUAAUAGUUUGAUAAUAACAAAGGAAGAUUCUAGGACAAUAGAAAUGGAAACGGUUCCUAGUCCUGUUUUAGCAGAUCAAAGUCCUGUACUUGGUGAAACAUUUCCUGUUCCUGCAAAACUUAAAACAACAUUAAAUGAUGAAGUAUCUCAAAAGUUUGAGUGGCGUUACUAUUUACGGAGGGAAGGCAAAGGUCGUAAUCGUCAAAUAACACAAGUGGGCAGGAAAAUGAAGAUAAAUGGUGAAACACUGGUAGCUGUGGAAUUUGAUCGAGAACAGUACAGCGAAACAAUUUAUGACAAAAAUCAAAUACCUUUAGUCACAGUUCGUUAUGAUGAGUUUGGUCAUCCAAAACAAUGGGAACCCAGUCAAAAUUUAACUCCAGUUAAACUAGAAUAUGAUAGAUUUGGUCGGUUGGCAAGAUGGGAAAGAGGCUACUUGUCAGAAAGAUAUUCUUUUGAUAUUCAAGGAAGAUUGGCUGAGAUUCGAUAUUCAGAUAACAGUGGCAUUAUGUAUCGAUAUGAUGACAGUCCCAUUAGUCUG
Molecule: messenger RNA, 2184 nt
Organism: Centruroides sculpturatus (bark scorpion)
Lineage: Eukaryota; Metazoa; Arthropoda; Arachnida; Scorpiones; Buthidae
Product: teneurin-m-like
Exons: 4
Biological process (GO): motor neuron axon guidance
Source: RefSeq, a predicted model, not a curated record